UUCAAGAUGAAGAAGUCUUCCAAAAGAGAUAGGAGCUCAAGAGAAAGAAGAAUUUAUACCUACAGUGGUAAGGAGGAAAGUAAAGAAGGGAACCUCCCGAAGCAUACUUACAAGUCUGCAUCCUACAAAUACCUCAAAGCUUCAUAUAGCUCUAAGAGGAACUACAACAAGAGCUCUAAGUACAGCAGCCAGUAUUCAGAACAUAAGCAUAAGAAUAGCGGAAGCACUAGAGAACGGAAAAGAGAUAAGAAAUACAUUGAGAAACGUAGAGAGGACGAUUUUAAGAUCCCCAGUAAAUUAUCCAUGGCCUCUUCCGAAUAUAAGAAGUAUAAAGAAAAAUGUUGGAACUAUAAGCCUUCAAAAACAAGGAACAAGGACGGAUUCUGAGAUAAGAAGGUAUCCCAUACUGGGUCAGAAAAAUCAUCCGUAAUGUGCCUCAGCCCUAGCAAGAGAGAUCGAACUAAAGACGCGGCUCAUUAUGAUUAUGAGAUCGGUGAUAUAAUCAUGAAUAGAUAUAAAAUUAUAAAGCACCUUGGAGACGGCACUUUCGGCAGAGUUUUCGAAGUCGUGUCCCUCAAAUCAGGAGAAAUCUACGCCUGUAAAAUAAUUAGAGCUGUUUCUAGAUAUAUAAAAUCCGCCAAGAUCGAAGCGAGAAUACUUGAAAACAUUAAAAACAAGGUACAAGGGACUGUGAGAGUUAGGAACCACUUUGAAUUUCAAAAAUCUUCCCAGUUCAGAGGCCAAUACUGUAUUCUCUUUGAAAGAUUAGGACGUUCUCUAUUCCAAUUUUUAGAAAUGAACAACUACAAGGGUUAUCAUUUAUCUACUAUUCAGGACAUAACAAUACAGGUGUUGAAGUCUCUGAGGGACAUGCAUGACAAUGCCAACUUGAUCCACACAGAUUUGAAACCAGAAAAUAUAUUAUUGGAAGACGAUAGGUCAUUCACCCUUGAUUCUUGGAAAGAGCUACCGCUGCAGGUGUUUGCUGAGAAAAAGGACGCAAGAUACAAAAUAAAGAGGGAUGGCACAAUUGAGCACUUCUAUUGCAAAAGUGAUGACCUCCAGCUUAAAGAGCAAUUAUAUUCAGUCCCCUAUUCAACAAAGGUCAAGGUCAUUGAUUUUGGUUCAGCAACUUAUACAAAUGAGAACUGAUCGGGGAUAAUUAAUACUAGGCAAUACAGAGGACCCGAAGUCAUGCUCGACUGAGGAAAGUGGACAGACACUUCUGACAUUUGGUCGUUUGGAUGAAUCUUAGCAGAGCUUUAUUCUGGCAAUCAACUUUUUCCAACACACAGCACAAAUGAACACCUAGAUAUGAUUGAUAAAAUGUGAGGGCCAUACCCAACCUGGAUGCUGGAUAAAGCAUCACCCGACAUCAGAAGAGAGCAUAAGUACCUCUACUAUAAAAGAAGAUCAGAUUUUGAAAUAUCUAGAGAAAAAAUGAGAGAAUAUGAGCAUGGAGAUUUCAAAAAGCUUGAUGAUCUAAUCCUACCAGGUCAUGAAGAGUUUAAAGACUUCAUAAAAUACCUUGUACAGAUUGACCCGACCAAGAGACCCUCCGCUCAUGAAGCUCUCAAACACAAUUUCUGAACAAUAAAGAUCAACCCUGAGUAUGGAAUAAUUGAGAAAUGAAGUAGCAAAAGAGAGAGCAAAUCCACUACUAUGUCACAUACCUAA
This is a messenger RNA of Moneuplotes crassus, 1677 nucleotides long. Lineage: Eukaryota; Ciliophora; Spirotrichea; Euplotida; Euplotidae. The record is from the annotation of a GenBank genome assembly.